Dendrobium catenatum is the source of this 2236-nucleotide messenger RNA. RefSeq lists its product as uncharacterized. The transcript is spliced from 6 exons. The record is from RefSeq and is a predicted model, not a curated record. Lineage: Eukaryota; Viridiplantae; Streptophyta; Magnoliopsida; Asparagales; Orchidaceae. The annotation marks the transcript as partial.
AUGUCUUCUAUUGGUUUCUGGAAUUGUAGGGGAGUUAGGAAAAAGGCUACUUCCCUUUAUGCUAAGGAGUUUAUCAGAGAAAAUGAUGUGUUUUUUCUUGGGUUAUCAGAAACUAAGCUGAUGUUGAUUGAUAAUAAGCUUGUUGAAGAAAUUUUUGGAGAUGGUUGGGACUUCUUUUUUGUUCCUUCUGAUGGAUUGUCUGGGGCUGCUACCAAUAUUGUACUUUCGUCUUGGAAGAAAAAUGCAAAGGGUGAUCCAGCUCAAAUUUUGAAUCAGAAAAUGAAAAGAGUUUUAAGGGAUCUUCAUUAUUGGAGCAGAUCAAAGUUCAAGGAUAUUAAUCUAGCCAAAGAUAAUCUUCAAAAGGAGAUUAUUACUUUACAGGAAAAGGAAGGGGGAGGAGUGGAAUUCACAUCUGAGGAACAAUGGAGAUUAAAAGCUUGUAUGGAAGAACUCAGCAUUUUAUUAAAUCAGAUUAAUACAAUCUGGAAACAAAGAGCCAAAAUCAAAUGGCUUUCGGAUGGGGACUCUAAUACCAGAUUUUAUCAUGCUUUUGCCAAUGCUAGAAGAAAUUCCAACUACAUCCAUAGUAUCAAAAGUAUGCAAGGAGAUUUAGUGGAAGAUCAAGAGGGUAUAGAGGAGAUAUUAUUCCAGUUUUUUAACAUCAAAUGGAAGAAAAGAUUGUGUGUUUUGCUGGGAUGGCCAUUACCGAAUUCUGUCUUAGUGAAAAAAGACAAAGAGUAUCUGCGAAGGAAAUUCUCUAUUGAAGAGCUUGAAAAGGUCAUAAAGGAGCUUGGAAGCAACAUUUCUCCCGGACAAGAUGUUUAUAAAAUUGCUGCAAAAAUUAUUCUUAAUAGAAUAUUAAAUGUUGCACCGAAGUUGAUCUCUAAUGAACAAGUAGCUUUUUUGAAAGGUAGAUCCAUUUCGGAUCAUGUUCUUGUGGCCCAUGAUAUUUUUCAUAAAUUUAGGCAUUCCAAAUCUGCUAAUGGUUUGGUUUCUUUAAAAAUUGAUAUGGAGCAAGCUUAUGACUCCAUGGGUUGGCCUACUUUGAACAAAGCUCUUAGAUAUUUUGGUUUUCCAGAUUUCUUUGCUGAUUUGGUCAUGGAAUGUGUGAUUGAUCCUAGCUUUUCUUUGGUUAUUAAUGGUAUUUGUUCUAAACGGAUUGAAGCAAAAAGUGGCUUUCGACAGGGAUGUCCUUUAUCCCCUUUUCUAUUUGUUUUAUGUGCACAACUAUUGACAAAUGCUUUCUAUCAAAGGGGUAAAUCAAUUGGUAUUAGUGUUUCAGCAAGGAGUCCUAAAGUUUCCCAUUUGCUUUAUGCUGAUGACAUUUUGGUGUUCUCUGAAGCCAAGUUGGAGUCUAUCAAUCUUGUUAAAAAGAUUAUCAUGGAUUUUUGUGAUUGGACGGAUCAAAAGGUCAAUUUUCAAAAAUCUGGUAUUCUUUUUGGUAAACAUGUUAAUAGAAGGAAGAGAUGGAAAAUUUGCAAAAUUAUAAAAUUUAAAGAACUACAGGAAUUCAACUAUCUAGGUACUAAAAUGGCUUUGAGAAGGAUGAAGGGUUCUGAUUUCCAAUUCAUCUUGGAUAAUGCAUUGAAGAAGAUUGUACCAAAAAGAAUUAUGUUGGAAAUUGAGAAAGCUUGCAGGAAGUUCAUUUGGAGUAAAGGGAACCGGGAAAAAGGUCUUCAUUAUAUUAGCUGGGAUACUCUGUGUAAACCGAAGAAAGUGGGAGAAGAUUCUUCAAGCAGAACGGGUUCUACUGCUUAUAAAUUGAUUAAGAAUGGAGGAAAGUUUUUAAAGCCAAUCAUCAGAUGGGAAAUUGGUAAAGGGAACUUAAUAAAUGUUGUUAAAGAUACGUGGAUCUAUGACAAAAGCUUACUGAAAUGUCCUACUUUUACUCAUUAUUUGCUUGAAGAUAAUUAUAUGGUGGAAGAUUUCAUUAAGGAUGGAAGAUGGGAUGUGCAGGAGCUACAAAAAUUCUUUGGUGCAGAACUUAUGGAAAUUAUCAGAAAUGUUCAUUUCAACGAGAGCAAGGAAGAUCGGAUGGAGCUUAUUCUCAAAUUUUUGGGUAAAUCACUGACGUCCUUAGCUUGUGAAGUUUUGGAAAAUUGUUAUGCUGACGGAAGGCUCCAAGAAUUUGAUAAUUGUCCUAGAGGAUGUGGGAUAUCAGAGAAUACAGAACAUAUUAUUUCAGGUUGUGGAAAUCUGAUCAAAACUGUGGAAGUUUUAAACUUUUGGGGCUUUG